Molecule: messenger RNA, 1769 nt
Organism: Periophthalmus magnuspinnatus
Lineage: Eukaryota; Metazoa; Chordata; Actinopteri; Gobiiformes; Gobiidae
Gene: cndp1
Product: carnosine dipeptidase 1
Exons: 12
Coding region: 99-1580 (493 amino acids)
Biological process (GO): proteolysis
Cellular component (GO): cytosol
Molecular function (GO): dipeptidase activity
Source: RefSeq, a predicted model, not a curated record
AAGAGGGGAGGUAGGGAGAGCUUAUAAGGCCCCGAGGAACAAACGAGGAACACAGUUUUCCUGAGUGUGGAAACUGUCACAUCAAGACACAACUCAAGAUGGCUCUCCUCUGUGUGGCCUCUCUCCUGUUGGUCCUCUCUUUUGUUGAUGCUUUCCAGUACUCAGAUCUGGCACUGUACAUAGACAGCCAUCAGGAAGAAUAUGUCGAGGCUCUGCGGGACUGGGUAGCUAUUGAGAGUGACUCCAGCAACAUCCUAAAAAGGCCUGAUCUGCACCGAAUGAUGGAUGUAACUGCUGAAAAACUGAGGGAGAUGGGAGGCAAUGUGGUGAUGGUGGACAUUGGAGAACAAGAACUCCCUGGUGGUCAGCCUCUAGCUCUGCCCAAAGUGGUGACAGCUCAUUUUGGGAACGACUCUCAGAAACACACUGUGUGCAUCUAUGGACAUGUGGACGUCCAACCAGCCAAGCUCGAGGAUGGCUGGAGAACUGAACCCUACAACCUCACCGAGAUUGACGGUAACCUGUAUGGAAGAGGAGCCUCAGACAACAAAGCUCCCGUUUUGGCCUGGAUCCAUGCUGUGGAGGCUUACCAGGCCCUCAAUAUGGAGUUGCCGGUGAAUGUGAAAUUUGUGAUCGAAGGCAUGGAGGAGACCGGAUCCAACGGUCUGGACGCUAUGAUUCUAGCUCAGAGAGACACUUUCUUCAGCGACGUGGACUUCAUCGUCAUCUCGGACUGCGGAUGGCUCAGCAAAAGACCAGCGCUCACAUACGGAACCAGGGGGAACUGCUACUUCUUUGCAGAGGUUGAGGGACCGAGACAGGACCUGCACUCUGGAGUGUACGGAGGAACCGUUAUAGAGCCAAUGAUCGAUCUUAUUGGCAUUUUAGACACUUUGAUCAGCCCCAGUGGUAAAAUCCUCAUUCCGGGGAUAAGGGAGGCUGUGGCCCCUCUCACAGACGAGGAGUGGAAAAUGUACCAGGACAUCCAGUUUGACUUUGACCACUACAAGAGCAAGAUAGGAGUCAGCCACCUCAUGUACAAUAAUAAGGUAGAUUUAUUGGCCCACAGGUGGCGCCACCCGACAGUCAGCAUCCACGGGAUUGAGGGCGCCUUCUCUGACCCUGGCACAAAAACUGUCAUUCCCGCUAAAGUCACGGCAAAAUUUUCAAUCAGACAAGUCCCUGACAUGGAUCCUGCCGUUGUCAAGAAGCAGGUGACAGACUACCUCCACUCUGUGUUUGCCAAGAGGAAGAGUCCUAACAAGCUGAAGGUCACCAUGGUGAUUGGAGCUAAGCCUUGGCUUGCUGACACUAAACACGAGCUGUAUCAGGCUGGGAAAGCUGCAGUCAAAAGAGUUUUUAACGUGGACCCAGACCUGAUCCGUGAGGGCGGGACCAUCCCCGUUGCUCGCACGUUCCAGGAUGUGACAGGGAAAAGCAUCAUCAUGCUGCCCAUCGGAGGAUUUGACGACGGCCUGCACUCCCAGAACGAGAAGAUGAGCAGAUACAACUAUAUCGAGGGAACCAAGUUAUUCAUCGCCUACCUACAUGAGGUAGCCCAGAUCAAAAAGAGUGUGUGAUGCUUCCUGGCAGGAACCUCGAUAUCUCAACAUCUCAACAUAAUAUCUGAUGAAUCUGCUACUGAUUUUCAAAAGACUAUUUCAUUUCUAUACCAGGUUUGUUUUUCAAAUGCAAACAGUUAUAUUUAGCAUGAAGUACACAAUGGAUGCCUAUUCUAAAUGUCCUAAAUACAGAACAAUGCAACAAAA